Penicillium maclennaniae is the source of this 1671-nucleotide messenger RNA. RefSeq names its product Mg2+ transporter protein CorA-like/Zinc transport protein ZntB. NCBI's taxonomy places the organism in Eukaryota, Fungi, Ascomycota, Eurotiomycetes, Eurotiales, Aspergillaceae. The transcript has a single exon. The record is from RefSeq and is a predicted model, not a curated record. The coding region runs from base 1 to 1671 and encodes 556 amino acids.
AUGGAACCCGUCAUUGGAACGAAGAUGCAAUAUGAUCCUGAGCAUUUAAGUGCGUUCAGAGCCGGGGCAUACGCUUUGAAUGGUCCGGAUGGGCCCAUCUCUCCCUCAGACUGGAAUGACAAAAUCUAUCCUGGCUGUGUGGUAGAGCUCAGGCUCAAAGGAUCCAAGGAGAAUUUGAAGCUCGUUAGUCCUCGUCAUGCCAGGCGUGGUCCUAGAUCUCAGUCUCGUGCCCGGGCCUCCUCAGGUGCGGCGGACCAGCCAUUUACGCCAGCCCCUCUAAGAAGAGUUGACACGGACCAUCAAAUUGAGCUUCCGGGAUUCGCUGCACCUAGAAACUCUGCUGAUCCUGAUUCUUGUCAGACCUCCGAAGAACAUGACGAGGCUGGCAUUAUUCAAUGCCCUGACGGGACUACGACAGCGCUCAUUCCGACAUCAGGGGCAACACCACCUUUUUGUCGUCAAUCCCCAGCGUCACGAUCUCCAGGCAACCAUCUUUUCUCUUUUGACACCUUUCUGGAGCCAUCUGGUCAUGAUACAGAGCCAAAUCCUGCCGAAGAGCAUGACCAGCAUCCUGACACAUACCAAAAGCCCGUUCGAAGGGCCACCGACCUGCAGAGCUUUGUCGAAGAUAUGAAUGAAGAUUCGUCCACAGAGAAAGGCUCUUUGGCUAGUAUGACGGCCAUCGUAUCCCCUGUUGAAGAUCUUGAUCUCGGACUACGUGAAAGCGCCGACAAACAAAGUUUAAGUAGCUCGUUAGGUCCCGACCAACCUACAAAAGAGUCCAGAAACCACCCUAACUUGAGGCAGCGGGCCUCGAGCUCUCGUUCUUUGAGCAUAAGCAAAGGAAUAAGCUCAGCGGAUGCUGAUGCCAAUAUUGACAAGCCAUAUCCCGAAAGAGAUCACAUGGCGUUUGAUUCACCUCGACCUAUGGAAAAUGCGAACGACUCUAUCGGUAUGGCAUCUUUGAACCAAAUGAAUGAUUCUUAUGAGGAGGAAGCCACAGUUGCGCAGCCCUCCAGUGAAACGAAAAUGUCGCCUCUGUGCCCGAUUUUUGCUUGGAAACUUGAAGCAACCGACGGCUUGCCAUCCACCCCAUCAGAAAAAAGCGAGCCACUUUCAAAUCAGCACAGAGACAUGGACAGAACGAUCCGUGCAAUCCUGGAAGAGAGAGAUGCAGAGGCAAAUAUUUACUUUCUACGUCAUAGGCGAGAGAGUGACCUUAUCGGUAGUCUCUCCGAAUGCUCAAGGAACGAAAUUUUGAGGCGGAUGAAAAUGAUCUGCCACGCCCAGAAACGCGCUUCGGAUGCUCAGUACCCGGUCAAGAAGAGGCCUGAGUGGGAAAAGAUUCAAAAUGUCAUCAGUGAGGCGAUUGAAAUUCUAGAUGCUUUUGUACCUGUGCACUAUCAGAAUCUGCAUCAGUAUUGGCUGAUCAUGAAGUUUUAUGGUGCAUUGCUCACAUUGCUCACGAAGGAGGUGAGUCACUUCGACUACCAAGAGUCUUCAUUUCAGCUAACUCAGUCAUCAGUACUCUGGAGCCUAUCUCGAUUUCAUCGGACAAGACAUGUCCUACUUUUGCAAAAACAUCAGGCAGAUCCAUGCCGGGAUCACUCGAGGCGGAAAGGAAGGAUCAACGAUUUUCUACCUCCCCAAAGCUCUGGUAGAGGCCUUUAA